Molecule: messenger RNA, 636 nt
Organism: Protopolystoma xenopodis
Lineage: Eukaryota; Metazoa; Platyhelminthes; Monogenea; Polystomatidea; Polystomatidae
Source: the annotation of a GenBank genome assembly
AUGAAUGUUAUUAAAGAAAAGCAGGUGAAUAAAGAUGAUGGUGCCGAAAAUAAGGAAGAAGAAGAGAAUAAUGCAAGUGAGACUGGGAAUAGCUUAUCACAGGAAUCAGCGAUGCUUGGAAACUCAUCGCUUCUUUGUGAUACGUUAUCAUCUCAUCUGGUUGGAUAUAAGCCUACCUCUGUACAUUCAACCCACGCCAUAUCUACUUCCUUAGCUUCUUCGCCAGCAUUAUCUUCAUGUGGCCUAGUUUCCGGGUCUCCUGCCUCAUGGACACUUGCUUCCAGGCCCCCCUCUUCAAAUGUGCCUUCAUCUAUCACAGAAUACAGUAGUAGUGGUGGCAUUGACUCUAAUUUCGACCCAAUACCUUUGGCAACUUUAGGUCCGCCGUCCCUGGGUCCAUCAAAAUCAAUGUCGUUUCUUACUACUCAGUCUAUCUCAUUAGUUCCACCGUCUACCUGCUCAUCGGUCUCUAUUGCGCCCAUUGUCUCCGACACAUUACAGCAGGCCAAUUUAACGUUAACUUCGAAUAAAUCUGUUUCUAUAUGUUCUUCAGCUCCGGCUACAGUUCAUUCUACAUUAACUAACCCGGUGCUAGACGCUUUCGUCACAUCGAUGUUGACAAACUCGAAGCCAUGA